AUGGUAGACCAGGGAAGCGGAGCCGAUGUGACGUAUCCGGACCUAUUCAGGGGGCUCGGAUUGAAGAACGAGGAUCUUUCGAAGUUUAGCACACCCUUGGUCGGGUUUGAUGGUAAAUUGGUAAUUCCAGAGGGGCAAAUUUCCCUUCCCGUGAAUAUGGAGGGCAAGGAGGUAGUAGUGACAUUUAUAGUGGUUGCUUCAUUUUCUCCAUACACGGCGAUCCUAAGAAGGCCGUGGAUCCAUGUAAUGGAGGCUGUUCCAUCAACCUUGCAUGUAAAAGUCAAGUUUCCUAUUGAGCAAGGCAUUGCUGUAGUACGGGGAAGCCAGCAAGUGGCUAGACAAUGCCUGGUCGCCAUGGUCAAUUGGAAGAAAGAGCAAGCUAAACAAAAAGUGCGAGCCAAACGAAAGGAUCUAGUUAGGCAAAAGGACCCGUCUCAGAAGGGGCCCUUUAUAGCAGUUACAGGAUCCCCAAGAAGAAAAGGGGGCUAG
This is a messenger RNA of Quercus lobata, 489 nucleotides long. RefSeq lists its product as uncharacterized. The transcript has a single exon. The coding region runs from base 1 to 489 and encodes 162 amino acids. Lineage: Eukaryota; Viridiplantae; Streptophyta; Magnoliopsida; Fagales; Fagaceae. The record is from RefSeq and is a predicted model, not a curated record.